AUGUUUUCUUCAAACGAUAUCCGUGUAGUGGUUUCUAUAGAUUUUGGUAGCACUUAUUCGGGAUAUGCAUAUUCAAAUAAAACACAUCCACAAAUCAUUACAAAUUCUGCAUGGCCAGGUUUAAUUGGAAAAUUCAAGAUUAAUACAGUAUUGCAAUAUGAUGAAAAUUUUAAAAAUGUUAAAUAUUGGGGACACCAAGCUUUAUCAAAGAAACCAUCUGGCAACAACACAAUUGAUGAUAAUAGUGAUAGCAAAGAUGAAGAUCAAAUAGUUGAAUUAUUUAAAUUACAUUUAAGUGAAAAGAUACCAGUAGAAGAACAACCUAAAUUACCAGAUGGAUUAGAUUCCACUAAAGCAAUCACUGAUUAUCUUCAUAUCAUUGGUAGCAUGCAAAACAAACAAUUGAAACUCGUUGGCCUGUGUGCUUAUGAUGCAAAAUUAACAAACAUUAAAAGUUCUUCGCAUUUACAAAUUAUCACUGAACUACCCUCUGAGCCAGCAUGUGCCAUUGUGAGAGGAGCAGUCGAGUAUGGGUUGAAUAAAGAUGUGAUAAAGAAUAGGGUGUUGAAAUAUAAUUAUGGGAUAGUUGUUAAAAAACCUUGGACUUGUGAGUUUCCGGUUGCGAAGCGUGAAAAAUGUGGAAACGUAAGAUUAAUGCGUUGGAUGGCUACUAAAGGUCAACAAGUUAAAGUUGGUCAGAAAUUUUCUACAUGUUUUAUAAUGUCCCAUGAAUAUCAAACACAUGUAAUUGUGGAUUUGUAUAUAUCAGAUAAUAUUACAACAUAUAGUGAUGAGCCUGGUGUUUACAAGUUGGGAAAAUUUACAGUAGAAGUACCUGAUGUUCAUUUAGGAAAAAAUAGACGUACCGAAUAUGAACUUUGUUUUGAUCAAGAUGAAAUUACUGCAACUACUAAGACUCAUAAUGAACUGAUUUACCAAUGA
Molecule: messenger RNA, 942 nt
Organism: Entrophospora candida
Lineage: Eukaryota; Fungi; Glomeromycota; Glomeromycetes; Entrophosporales; Entrophosporaceae
Source: the annotation of a GenBank genome assembly